Molecule: messenger RNA, 4189 nt
Organism: Lingula anatina
Lineage: Eukaryota; Metazoa; Brachiopoda; Lingulata; Lingulida; Lingulidae
Molecular function (GO): protein dimerization activity
Source: RefSeq, a predicted model, not a curated record
UGCAUGCUUGCAGUUCGUGACUUGACCCCUCCUCCGCCGUGGUUAAUAUUGAACACAGCGAAGCCUACACACGACGCGCUGAUAAAUGGCUCACGUUACCUCACAUUUCACUUGCCAUUCACAAGGGGCGUUUUAUUGAAGUCACGCACCACGACCGUGUGCGAUACAAAGAGAUUCAGUUACCGGCGGCUUGUUCAUGAAUUUGCAAUAAACGCACGGCUGGGACAAUGUACUACGUGCUCUGACACACUUCCAUAUCACUGCAACUCAAGAUGAAUCAAGGGGUCAGAUUCGGCACAAGACGGCGACGACUAACGUUCGUGUUUACACUGUGACCACUGCUGCUUGUACCGCACUAAUUUCAGCCGUUCUCGGGGUAAUCGUCUACGCUGACAGCACAUGGUAACCAUGACGGACUCUGUUAGGAAUGAUGGAACCCAGCCACUCCCCCCUCUGUCCAAGCUGAAGCUCUCUCUGCCCUACAAGGCACUCAAAGCAUGGCUGGCCCUAGCGGAGCAGGAACACUGCAAGUUUGUGGCGGCUGAUCAGGAAGGUCAUUUUGCAUACCAGCUGUACAUGAACCAUGUGAAGCAGGAUUUAUUCCAUGUAGAACUCAAGUUCCUGAAGGCUCCAAUCAUUCAACUUUUAGAAGACUCGUAUGAGGUGGCAGUCAACAUUGAAGAGGUGGUAGAUGUUGCUGAAGAAAAAGAGGAGAAGGCUCAGGAAAACUGCUUGCAGGAGGAACAAAAACUGCAUGGAGCAAUCCCCAAACUUGUGAAGUUUGAUGGCAAAGAUAGGGAGAUUGCAACCCAUUCUCCCCCUGAUAUUUCUUACACAGGGGGCAGCAAUGGUCAGUUUUCUAAGGAGGACUGGUCUUUGGGUCAACCAGUCAGUUUGACCAUCCCACCCAAGCUACCAGUAUCUACCUCAGUAGUACCUAAACGGGAGGCAAGACUUGGCCAGUUCAGGGAUUAUAAUAACACAUGGCCACAGGAGGAUGGACCAUUAGAUUUAUCAAAACCUGUGAAACGAAAAGAGGAGCGAGACGCAAGUAAAGUCACUGUUAACCAUGAAAUGGUUGAGACCAUGUUAAAACCUGAGAAUUUGUUAAAGCCUGAGAAUUAUCCCCACAUGGCGGCACUUGCCUACCAGCAGUGGGCCUUACAAGCUGGCAAUCCGCUGGCUUUCACCUUCCCCAAUCAUGUUUUGAACAAUAUGAACAACAUGAACAAACCACCUGGAGGCAGGCCCCGAGGCAGAGGACGACCUCCUGGCAAGUCCUCAAGUAACUGUAGGUCUGUGAAACACCAGCUUUCAGAAUCCAAGGAAAUCACGUCAUCGCUGCCACGUAGUGCAGACAGUGCCAUUGUAUCCAGUACACAGAGGCAGCUGGGGAGCUCCAAGAAUUCCCUCUCUCCUCAUCAACAUGGUGUCACUGGGCAGGUGUCAGAGGUUGCUGGGACAUCUGCCAUACAGAGACCGCAGUCCCCUCAACUGUCACAGUACAUGACCUACGCUUCCUUCUUACAGAAUACCAUCAGUUCCUCCUCGUCUAGUCUGGACGUGCCCCACGUCAACAGCUCUACCUCUUGUGGCACUCUAGACUCUGCCUCUGAUGAUGAGAUUACCGACCGUCGCACAAACCGUUCAUUUAUUCACCGCCCUAGAGACCGCGGGAAGGCCAUAUUGAGAUCCAGGCAAAUUCGACACGAGAUGGGGUGUGUGAUGUCGUACCUGAAGCAACUGUUACCUCCAGAAAUGCGAUAUGGUAGGACCAUGUUUCAAGCGACAAUACUCGAGCUUUCUACAGACUAUAUCGCAGAGUUGCAGAAACAGGAGAGGGAAAAUCUCCGGUGUUUGGAUAUAGAGAGACAGAGACAUCAGCGCCUCCUAUCUCAGGCUCAGGAAUUAAAGAGAGCUCUGUAUGGGAGCAAUAAUAGUGGGGAAGUGGGGAAGGAACUGGGAGAGAACAUCAAGGAUAUGGAAAGCAAUUGAAAUUUUUUUCCUCAUUAAUUAAAUUAUAAUUGUUUUAGAAGAUGUAGCAGGAGCUAGAAUGCAAUAAUUUUAAUGCCAUAAAAUAUUCACUCAAUUUAUAUAGGCCAAUAUUCAUCAUAUAUUAUAUAUCUUAUAUGGUAGUUUUUUCUAUCUAUACACUGUACGGGUUUAUUUGUAUAUUGAGUGCUAGAUAUUAAAAUUUUAAGACCUUCAUUUAUUCUCAAUUUUAGAUAUUUUGAGAAGGAAAUUGAAUAGAAUGCUUUUUAAGACAUUUUAACUGUUAUUCCCAAAUGAAAAUAGUUAUUUUAGUGAAAUGAGUGUGUUAAACUUGUGUAGUUUUUGGCAACCAUACAACCAGUCUUCUGAACAUCAUCAUCAUUAUCAUAGCAGCCUGUCACACCACUGCUGGCGGUUUAGGUCUUCACAAUCUUCACCACACAUUGCGUGUUUUUGUCCGUGUUGGGUUGAACCUUAAGUCACCACGUUGGUUCAGUGCGGGUUGAUGAGUACUAGAUGCCAGAUUGCUCAAGUAUCAGGACCAUGCGGCAGGUUGCAUGAGGUGACUUUUACUUGUUGCAGGCAGAAUGACCUGACUUAACCUAAGCAUAUCAUUCAGAAUAGCUUGUUUUUGCAUAAAGAGGACAUUGUUCAGUACAAAAAUGUUCUUAUUUUUAAAUAUUAAUUAAACAUUACCUCUAAAUUCUAAGGUAAAAUCUGCAAGGAAUUUAAAUAGAUUCCUUGCUUAUUUAUACAACAAAACAAAAAGCUUACUCCAACUUUUAUCAUUAUAAUAAUUCUCUUCCCUUCUUAAGCAGUGUGUUGAAGCCUUACACUUUUCUUACCUGUAUUCAGUUUUUAUAAAUUUGAAAAUUUUCAAGAAAUUUUAUAGAACUACCUCACAAAAACUUUAACCUCUGUUACACAUCAAUUGAAACAUACUUUCAAAUGUAGAACAUACUACAUUUUAACAAAAUGUCAUUUUUUUAAAGUUGUAGUUCAUUGUGCAACCAUGCAAGUAUUACAUGCUGUAGGUUUAAAAUCAAAUGAAGUUUUUUUUGCUUCCAUAUACUUUAAAACUUAAUUGUACAAUGUGCCAUAGCAGGUUUGCAGUAAUAUCUCUUAAUGCGGAGAAAUCAGGAAAGGCUUUGUUCCCAGAUAUGUUGGUCUUUUUGUAGAAGUAAAUUAUAGGGUGGGUGGGAGUUUACAAUAUGUAUUUGUUUUGAGUGAAUAAUACAGAGUUUGCUUAACAUGCAAGCCACAUUACCCAACUUAUGGAAAUGAUUUCAGUUCUUUACAAAAGUUUUAAUUACAUCUUGAAUACAAGAAAAAUAGCUUGUUGCAGAAACAGCAUUUUAGGGUUUUUUAAAAAUCUUGUUAAGCCUAAUAGGAUAGGUAUUUAUUUUAGAAGUUUUAUUUCAAAAAGACUAAUUAACUGCAUUAUUUUAUGCCUGCCCUCAAUCACUGCCAAUACAACAGCACUGUCAUUGCAUAAAAUUUCUGAAUUACAUGUUUACUGUAAUAAUUGAGAAAAAAAGAUGGAUGCCUUUUGAUUUAAAGUAGUGUACAAAUUAAAGCAUUUUAUAUAAGUGUAGUAUAGAUAAAUUUUCUGCAGCUUUUGUAUUUUGCGUAAUGUUUAAAAUCAUAGAGAUUUGGCAAAUCUUUAUUAGGUUAGUUGGUAUGAGUUAGCAUAUACAUCAUAUAAUCUGUGUUGGAGAACCCCUUUUAAAAUGCUGACUUCGCAGUUAAUAUUGUGGCAUGAAAAUGGGGAAAGAAGUUUGAAUUUCAGGUUUUUGUUGAGUGUAAAAAAACAUUAAGCAGGCCCAAUUGCUGCACAGAGCAUUGUUCUAGAGCAAAUCGGAGCAGAAGUGAGGUUUUGGUGGAGUUAACAUUCAAAAUUAAAGUUGCACUUCGUUGAAAAUUAAAAAAAAAAAAGAGAAGAGAUACCUUGAUUGAAGAUCUGCAGGUAUUUAUGCUUAGAGUACUUGUUACUACUUAACCUUCAGCAUUGUAAAAAAAGUAUUUAAAAGGAUAUUUUAUUGUAUUUUUUGGCUUAUAUUGUGACUAUGAUGAAAUAUCUGUAUGAAGAUAUUAUAAAGAAGACAUGGCUUGAUGAGCUUUUCAAAACGAUAUCGCAUAUAACUUACUUGCAUCAAACUACAUGUAAUCACCCUUGCCAGUAAUUUGGGACUCAUUU